Messenger RNA from Diaporthe amygdali, 843 nucleotides. RefSeq lists its product as uncharacterized. The transcript is spliced from 3 exons. Lineage: Eukaryota; Fungi; Ascomycota; Sordariomycetes; Diaporthales; Diaporthaceae. The coding region runs from base 1 to 843 and encodes 280 amino acids. The record is from RefSeq and is a predicted model, not a curated record. Gene Ontology annotation, cellular component: membrane.
AUGGGCCUCGAGUUCGACCAUGAGAAGAUUCCCCUCUACAAGUUGAUCCUCCACAUCAUCCAGAUUGUCAUAUCUGUCACCAUCUGGGUCCUCGAGAUUAUCGUCUUCAAAGGGGGUGAUAUCAACGGCAACAAUGGCUGGACAUUUGGAGUGUGCUUCCUGUCCGUCCCAGCGUGGAUAUACCUCAUCAUGGCCCCUCGAUACCCUCGCGCCAGGAGGAUAGCCGACCCCAAGGCCAUGCUUGUUUUUGACUUUAUCUUCGCCAUCAUUUGGCUGUCUGCAUUCGCCACACAAGCUGCCUACAACACAGCCAACGACUGUGGUUCCGCCUGCGGGCCAAGCAAGGCCAUCGUCGGCCUGGGUGUCUUUGAGACUCUCUUCUGGGCCGGCACCACCCUGGUCUCCCUGGCCACCUACCGAUACUACAACUUCAACGGCGUCCUGCCCGGCUACGAGACGUCUCGCGGCCCCCGGACAAACAGCAUCGACCCGGACAAGGCCGCCUUCUCCACCGCUCCUGCCGACGAGGAGGCCUACGCCCCCGUCGGCAUGAACGACCAUGACGACGAGCCCGAGUUCAACGCUUCUCCAUACGGAGGUAACAUGGGUACUAGCUCCACCCGACACGACACGCAUGACAUUAACCCCUACACCGCCGACACCUCGUACGGUGGUGCAGCUGCCAUGCACAACCCAUCCUUCGAUCACCACAACGAGUACAGCUCUCACACCUCGCCUGCGCCGCCGGCUGGUCACAUGUAUGCGCCGCCUCCUGCGGCCGCAGACGACUAUGAUGACAGGCCGGUCACAUUCCCAUCUGCGGACUACAGCCGGGUACAGUAA